UUUUUGAGUCAAUUGGGCAAGAUGGAUUGUGUUGUAGGAUUGUGGGCCUGUGGUCGUGUAAAAAUAGUGUCUGUGUUGUUUGUUUGAAAUGUUUAAUUGAAUUUACUAAAUUUAAUAAAUUAACAUUUUAACAGUUAAAAAAAUCGAUUAAUUUAAGGAAUUUCAUAGUCGCCAGUAAUGGAAUUAAUAUAUUCUAUGAGGCGCAAGCCUCUGAAGUGCGAACCGCCUCAUUUUGAAAGUCCAACAGACAGGGAAGUUGUUCGUCCAAUCUGUACAAUAUCCACAUGCAACAUCAUCGCGUUCUCAUCGCCCACGGAGCUGGGGGACGCCGAGGGGGACACGUGGGGCGGUCACGUGUACGUCUGUGACUUGGAAACGCCGUGGGACAGCCACAAGGUGGCCAGCAUGGCGCAUCCUGUAUCAACCCUGGAAUGGGACAUAGAGGGACGUCAUCUUUUAGUUGGCACCGUGGAGGGCGAAGUCUCUGUGUACGCGCAGAAGGACCAUUUGCUGAACGAGUGGCAGUGUCUAUACACUUACAACUUUCCAGGAGAGCACAUAAUAAAAGCCGCGUUCUUUCACAAUGGCCGGCGUGUGGUGGCGUUAGACAAGAAAUUAGACGCGCCAAUAACGGAGAGACUCCAGAUGACGAGGUCUACCCCCACUCUUAAAGGUUUUGGCGGCGUGGCGGUGGAGGGCGCGUGCGUGGUGACGGGCAGCGGGCUGGUGGGCGCGCUGGUAGCGCGCGGCGCGGGCGCGCUGGCCGCCACCGACUCGCUGCGGCACGCCCGCGACCGCGUUGUCAGCGCCGCCAUAGCUCAUAAGAACGGCAACCUAAUAAUAUCAGCGUGGUGCGUGUCCUCGUCGUCCGCCCACGUGCGCACGAGCGUGUGCUCGGUGCGCGGCGCCGGCAGCGCGCCCGCCGAGCUGACGCUGCAGCCGCUGCCGGCGCUGCCGCUGGUCGAUAGCAAUCCGGUUUCGCUGACGUGGUGUCUGAGAGAGGACACCGACACUCUGCUGGUGGCCGGCACCAAACUCACUCUCUGGAAACUGACAGAGAGAUCGCAUCCGUUGCACAAGCUAUUGUCGAAAGGUCCAAUGCAGGGCAGCACGACUCCAGGCGGUGGUCAAAAACAGGCGGCCGAUUGCUUCAAUACAGUGGUGUGGCAGCAGAUGGCCGCGUGGCCGAUAGAGAACGGGCACGCCGUACAAGUGUGCAGCGGGAAGUCGCCGCUGUGCGCGCGCGCAGCGCUGGCCACUCCUGCGCACGUCACGCUGCUCGACACCGAGACGCAACUGCAUAUAUGCACCAGGCCGGUGAUAACAAGCGGUUCCGGGGCGAGCUCCCCGCCCACAGCCGGGACUCCCCCCAAAAAGGCCAAAUACGGGCCUGGAGUACUUCCGCCCGGCUCCUCAUGCGCGAUAGUGUCGUGCGUGGAGUUGUCUCAAAUGGGGUGUGUGUUGGUAUGUAUCGAUUCACAUGCUCAACUACACGUGUACAGGAUGCCUCAACCUUGGGUCGAUAUACCGAGCGGAGUGUCGGCGCAGCUGGCGGCCGCGACGCUGGAGUGCGGCGCGGUGUGCGGGUACGAUUGCCUGGACGUGUUGCUGACGCUCAAGCCGAACGUCGUGGAAGCCGUUUACGAGAGAUUCACUGAGAAUUUCCAAAGACAGCCGCCGGCUUUCCAACAAUUCUACUAUCACAGCUGGCUCAAACUUAGAAUAGCGUUAUGCAGACUGGUGCCGUCCGGGCAGACGGCGGCGUCGUGGCUGGCGUGCCUGCAGAGCUGCCUGGGCGGCUGGGCGGCGAGCGGCGCGGCCGUGCGCCCCGACGAGCGCCCCGACGCCGCGCCGCUCGCCGCGCUCGUCGCCAGCGAGCAUGCGCACGACCAGGAGAAGGCGCUGUUGACCCUCGAAGCUCGUACGGAGCCGUCAUCUGAAGCUUUGAACCUACAACCCCUACGUCGUAUACUGCAAAGGGCUUUAGACACGGCACUGACUGCGUUAUGCGCAAAACACAGCAAUCAGACGCAAUACUCAUUAAUAUCGGAUCCCACCGCCGUGACCCUGCUCCGGAAGCUGGUGGUCCUCGCGAGAGCGUGCGGCCGCGGCGGAGACGUCCUGAGCAGGGCUCUCGCCAGAGUGGCGCAGAGCGGGAAACACGAUCAGAACGAGGAGUGCCUGUUGCUCGCCGCUCAGCUGUCGGCGCCGCGCGUGUGGGAAGCGCUGCCGCGGUGCUGCGUGUCCUACAAUGGCGGCAGGGGCUGGCCGCUUUACUUUGAGUAUGGCGUUGAGCCAGAAGCCUUGCGCUGCGCCCCAGAGCCACCGAACUUUGCUCAGGGCGAUACAAUCAAUCCUUCAACGCAUAUGGAUGCUAUUAGAUACAUGUACCUGGGCGGCGGCGGUCGCCCGGCCCACUGGCGCCAGUGCUCGCGCUGCGGCUCGCGCUCGCUGCCGGCCGCGCAGCCCGCCCGGCAUCCGCUGCAGAGGGCGUACGACGCCAGGUUCCUGCUCGCUUGCAGAUGUGGUGGCAAGUGGACUCUGUUCUCCAAUGUUUAGCUGAAUCUUCAUUAGACAUAAAAUAAUUUAUAAUAAGUUAAAUGUAAAUAAAUUUAUUAAUAAAAUUUCUGCCUUUUUGU
This is a messenger RNA of Amyelois transitella, 2639 nucleotides long. It is a transcript of the gene MED16, whose product is annotated as mediator of RNA polymerase II transcription subunit 16. Lineage: Eukaryota; Metazoa; Arthropoda; Insecta; Lepidoptera; Pyralidae. Gene Ontology annotation, cellular component: mediator complex. Bases 178 to 2559 code for a protein of 793 amino acids. Gene Ontology annotation, biological process: positive regulation of DNA-templated transcription. The record is from RefSeq and is a predicted model, not a curated record. The transcript has 20 exons. Gene Ontology annotation, molecular function: protein binding.